Symphalangus syndactylus (siamang) is the source of this 2380-nucleotide messenger RNA. RefSeq names its product prostate and testis expressed 3 (gene PATE3). The record is from RefSeq and is a predicted model, not a curated record. NCBI's taxonomy places the organism in Eukaryota, Metazoa, Chordata, Mammalia, Primates, Hylobatidae.
CUGCACAAGAGAUUUCUGGGUCAGGAUGAACAAACACUUCUUGUUCCUUUUCCUCCUUUGCUGCCUCAUUGUGGCAGUGACAUCACUUCGGUGCAUAACAUGCCACCUUCGCACACGGACAGACCGCUGUAGAAGAGGCUUUGGUGUCUGUACUGCUCAGAAGGACGAGGCAUGCAUGCUCUUAAGGAUCUACCAGCGCAAUACUCUCCAGAUAUCAUACAUGGUGUGUCAGAAAUUCUGCAGAGACAUGACAUUUGAUCUCAGGAAUCGGACUUAUGUUCAUACAUGCUGCAACUACAAUUACUGUAACUUCGAACUCUAAGAUAUUUGCCCUCCUGAGGUCUCACUUUGGAAUGUCCCCAAUGUUGCUCAUCCUUCACACUCUGCUGGCCCUUGCUUUCCUUCUGUGUCUGUCCUGACAAUACCCCUGCCCUCUCGUUAACCUAAGAAGACUAAACUAGUGUCAUCCUUUCUGGUGUCUUCAGCUUGGCUUCUCCCUCAGUCAGAGAAUAGUGGUUCUGAACAAUGAAUUUCUUCUAUUAUUGGGAUUAUUGGCAUUGCCAUAUUCCAAGAAACCUGCCCCAAGAUUUCCUGUACAGUAAAAUUUAAAGCAAGAACAUUCUAGAAUCUGAAUUUGCUUAACUAGUUCAGGUAUACUAGAAAGCCUUCAGCUAAAAAUUCACAAUAUUUUUAUCUAAAAUUCCCAUGUAUCAGGAGAAUGAUUAAGCAGAAAUAGCAAUAAAAUGGAUUAUGGAUACUGAAGAUUUUUCUCUACGGACACCAAGUUAUUUCUACCAGCAGGCAGUGCCCACUUCAAACUCAACCAUUGUGAUUUUCUUGGCAUUUACAAACUACAUCCUUACACUGUUAUUUGGAGAUAGCAAAUAAGGGACUUCCCGGCCUCUGUGACAUUCACCAAGCUCUCACACAGCCACUACUACUCCUGUCGAGAUGUACAUUCAAGGUACAUGAGAACUCUCCUUUCUUCCCCUUCCUUUCCUAAACCUUCUCUCUUCCUUUCCCCCUUUGCCAUUCACCUUUACUAUCACCUCCCACCUCCAUUAUCACCUCCCCAUUGCCACACAAACUCUCCUUGUAGAGGCAGGAGGUCCUUUGAAGCUUUGCCCCAUGUGUCAGAUGUCACCUGAGGCAUAUAACCUAGGGUGGGCUGUCUUUCAGGAUCCCUCAGCAAAGGGAAGCUAACAUAGUCAAGAUACCAUCUCCCCUGUACAGCUUUCUUGAGACUUGGGGGCCUGGCUCAAAGAGAUUUGUCUGUCGCUUGCUGCCCAUCUUUAAGUAAUAAACCGACUUCACAUAACUUGUUUUGUGUCGGUGUGUUCUGUCUCACUGAACUCAGACAAAUAGGUAACUAAAGCAUGAUGGACCUAAAUAGUAGCCCAAGAUAUAGUGGGACUCCUGUUUCUGGUGAUAGGCAGAGUGCUGAUUCCUGUUAUUCUCCAGGAAAUGGGAGUCCUUGCUUGGGAUUGGUAAUUAGCAUUGCACUUCUAUAUUCAUGAAAUAAUUGUGACUGUUCUGGAACUUAUUAUAAAUGAAAUCACACAGAAACUAUUCACUUAAACCUGGUUUCUUUUACUCACCAUAAUACUGUUUUAAUUUUUAAAUUUUUAAUUUUUGUAGGUACAUAGUUGGUGUACGUAUUUAUAGGGUACAUGAGAUAUUCUGACAAAGGCAUGCAAAGCACAAUAAUCACAUCAUGGAGAAUGUCAUUUAUCCUUUGUGUUACAAACAAUUUAAUUAUAUUCUUUUUUUUUUUUCUUUGAGAUGGGCGGAGUCUGUCUCUAUCGCCAAGGCUGGAGUGCAGUGGCAUGAUCUGGGCUCACUGCAAGCUCCACCUCCCGGGUUCACACCAUUCUUCUGCCUUAGCCUCCCCAGUAGCUGGGACUACAGGUGCCCGCCAUCACGUCUGGCUAAUUUUUCUAUUUUCAGUAGAGACAGGGUUUCACCGUGUUAGCCAGGAUGGUCUCGAUCUCCUGACCUUGUGAUCCGCCCGCCUCGUCCUCCCAAAGUGCUGGGAUUACAGGCGUGAGCCACCGCACCCGGCCAAUUAUAUUCUUUUAGUUAUUUUUAAAUGCACAAUUAAGUUAUUAUUAACUAUAGUUGCCUAUUGUGCUAUCAAAUACUAAAUAUCAUUCAUUCUUUCUAUUUUUUUUACCCAAUAACCAUCACGACCUCCCCUCCAGCCCCCCACUAUCAUUCCAAACCUCUAGUAACCAUCCUUCUAAUCUCUAUGUUCAUGAUGAAUUCAAUUGUUUUGAUUUUUAGAUCCCACAAAUAAGUGAGAACAUGUGAUGUUUGUCUUUCUGUGCCUGACUUAUUUGACUUAACAUAAUGACCUCCAGUUCCAUUCAUUGUUGUCAUU